AUGGAGGAUGCAUCAUCUGCUUUUUCUGCCUUUCUUGGUUUUCAGCAUGGCUGCAAUAAGAUCCACGAUUGGCAUGUCUCAGACAGACCCACGGCUUGCUCCUACUGCCUCUCUCGAGCAAAGCAACUUCAAGCUGCAGCAGACGUUCGCCGAGACUUCCUGCACAUGGUGCUGCUGGGAAUGUAUGACCGAGCUGGCGGCUACGCAAAUCACCAUCGAUACCUCGAUGAAUUCGAGCACCGUUGGACAGGGCAUGACCCGCCACAGAUUCUGGCUGCUGCUAGCGCCUCCUUAUAUGCACCAGACAUUGUGCCCAUCAAGACGUGGUGUCAACAUGUGUACCCUGAACUGGCCCACCAUCUGUGGGUACCUCGUGAGCCCAGCCGAAAACCCCGACCCGGCGCUAGACCUACCCCGAGACGCCUCUGCCUAGGUAAGCAGCUCAGACCCCGGAAGCUCAGACCUCAGGCCCUGGCCGACACUGGCCCAGCAUCCAUCUCGACUGCGGCAGAAGCAACCACAGGGGCGACAGAUGGGGAGGCUGCAGCUGGUGCUGGCGCUGAUGAUGCCUCAGAUGCUUCCGGGGCAGGGUCGGUCCAUUCAGCCUCCCAUGCAGGGUCAGAGUUCUCAACCCUCACGGCGGCCCUAGAGGCGGAUGAGGCUGCGGAACCGGUGCCCAUUGAUCCUCAUGCUCCACCGGCUGGGCCACCAGUCCCGGUCCGCCCGCCGACGCCGUUCUCGACAUUGCCGCCUAUGCCCUCCAGUUUAUCACCUCGUCCAGCUCGCACCAUAGGACCCAUGCCAGGGGAACACAGUGUGGACGGACCGGCCUGGCACCGGUCCCUGGUGCAGAAUGUACUGCAGCACUUAGGGUGCUCGGCUCCUGCCUUCCUGACAGCACCCACGACGCUGGCCGAGGUCCACUCCUGGAAUGCACUACGUAUCAGCAUCUCCGAGGCUGGGCCGGCAGACUACCUCCAGGGUCUUCCGAUUGAGAUUCAGGAUACUGACAGCCUCUUGUUCCGGGGGCCAAGUCACACCAGAUCGCCCAUGGGCAGUGCCACGGGACACGUCCAAAUCGAUGUGGAGAGAGCUGGCAAUGGAGGCGAGGGUACAGGCGAAUCAGAGGACGCCCACGACUCGCCGGAGUCGGUCUGGGAUGACGACGCAGGGCCCGUGCACUCUGCAACCCGAGUGGGACCACCCACGACCACAGCGACCCUGGCCUUGGCCUCGGACACCUCGGAUGACCUGCCACCUGUGCCCACCAUCGCGGCGAAUGGAGAUGACACCCUGGAGCUCGACGACCCCAUGGCUUACACGGCCACUAGCUCGGAGGCUGUUGCGACCGCCCCGUCCUCGGUUCUGCCGGGGGACCUCAUCUAUGAGGCCGGUGACGUUUCUUUCAAUUUGAGCGCAGCAAGUCGCUGUCUUCAAGAAACUCGCAACAUGGUUGCUCGCAUGCGAGAACGAAAUCGUCACCACCGGCAGGAAGACGGUCACAAUCAUGGAGAUGAGGAUGCCACCAGGUACGACUGCCUCGCCUGCCCUGCCAAGGCGAGGCUGUACCGGAGCAUCAGCUUCUGCCUCGAGGCACUGGAUGCUGCACUCUCGGCCCUUUGGUCCUGUGCUGCUCCUGCAUCCAGCUCUGGAUCCUUAGCCACAGGCCGAACCUUCACCUCUGCACAAGUUCCAGAGGACAGAAGCAAGGCGCUGCACAAGUGCCUCAAUCGCAUUCCAGCCCGAGACUCAAUUGUUGUGGUAGGUACUUUUGCAAACCUUUCGGUUAACCGCCUUGAAUACCUGGUAUCCCACCCCGGGAGGUUCGUACUCUUCACCACUUUCAGGUGGGCGCUGCAAGAAGAGGCCGACGCCCCGGUCCCUGCAUUGACCAAGAGGCGCUCCUGCAUGCUCUGGACCAUCCUCAUGAAGCAGGGUCUUCGAGGCUGGUUCCAGGCCUGGAAGGCUUGGAAAACCUUUGACCGGCAGUACCGUGCUCAUCAGAAACGGUGCAAGCAGGCUAGACGGGCUGUUUUGCUGCAGGCCAUGGAGGAGGUGCGAAAGCGUAUGCAGCUACGUGGUAAUGAUGGCCAGAUGCUCACACCGGACCAGGAACUGCGUCUCCUUACACAACAUUUUUCGCACAGGUUCCGGGCCACGCAGCCAGCUGAUGUUACAAUGGCCACCCGUACCUGGGAAGGUAGCGGCAACUUUCCCCUGGAUGCUACCGUGCUGUGUCACUAUAUUCAGCAGGUUCCUCGACGGAAGGCCGUGCCACAAGGGCACCCACCCAGUGCUUCGUGGAGGCUCUGUGCGGACUUGAUCUCGCCAUGGCUGUGUGAUGUCCUUCAUGCGCAAUGGACCACCCCCGCACUGCAAAUCCCCAGGGCCUGGACAGAUGUUGACUUAGCGCUGGUCCCCAAACCAGACCGUUCUGGUCGGGACCCCCAGGACCACCGUCCAAUAGGCUUAGCUUGUCCCUUAGGAAAGAAGUUCCUAGGUGCGCUCCUGCAGCCACAUGUGCCGGGCAUCAUCGAGAAAAUCAAGCUCUUCCCUCAGUUCGCCUAUCAGCAAGGACGUUCACAAUUCGCAGCACUCAGACGCGUCUACCAGCAUUGUUCGUCCGUGCGUGUACAGCUUCAACAGCACACCAGGAAUCCCCACCAACGAUUUGCAGGAACGAAGGCUGUACCACUUUAUGGAGCCCUCAUGCUAACGGUGGACCUCGCCCAGGCCUUCGAUAGAAUGCCGCGAUCCAAGUUGUAUCAGGGGCUCUGUCGACUGGAGCUCCCACAGGAUCUCAUACACAUCCUCAUGGCCUGGCACUCGUCCAUACACUACAACAUCCACCAUCAUCAGAACACCUGCUCCUUUCGCGCCUCUCAAGGCAUCCGUCAGGGAUGCUCAGUGGCGCCCUUGCUGUGGCUGGUCUUCACACACGAGGUGUGCUGUGCACUGGCUGACAAGGUGGGCCGAAGCACCCUCCUCAGAAUCCUCACUAUGUUCGCCGACGACUUCCUGCUGGCGGACUCUUUCACGUCACUGGCCGAGCUAGAGCACUUACUCAACAUUGUUGCUGUGCUCUUUAAAACACUUGAGGCCUUUGGCAUGCAGGUGUCGGCUCAGAAGUCGAAAGCGAUUCUGGCCCUGCGAGGGACUCUAAGCAACUCUGUGCGCAAGAGGUUUGUUCGGCCAACACAAUCAGGGGAAGCAGCCUUCCAGCGUCUUGGCAAAGUGCUGAAGGGCCAACACCACCUCACCGCUCCCCAGAUGGACUGCCGCAAUGCAGGCGGGUACUGUCGGGUCAAGCCACUGCCUGCACCUGGCCCGGAUGAUAACGAUGACUUGCCCUUGCAGCGAGGCGGCUGCAUUUGGACAGGCGCUGCUGAGCUCGGGAAGUUCGACACCGGAAAUGGCGAUCAGCAAUACCAGCCCCUCGUCAAGGCCAUGGCUCGGCUGAUCAUCCGCCAGGAGACCAGCAUACAGAUCUUGAAGCAGAACUCAGCUUGGGACGUGUACCUACAGCCGGGACAGCAGGGACCACUCCCCAUGUUGUUCCGAGCCUCAGAGGCGUACCGUACGGAGGCGAAGAACAAGCGCAUGGAAUGCCCGCUGCGAGCCCAGUUGCUCCACACCCUCUUUCAGACGGUGCUGACCUGCAUCACCAACCUGAAGGACAACGCUGCACAAUCACAGGCGGCCCAGGCCAGAGGCUGGUUGACUCAGGAAGGCCGCUGGGUCUACCAACAGUGGGACCAGCAGACCCAGGCCCUGAUCGUGGACAACAGUCGUCAGCCCCUCGACUUCCAGGAGCUGCUCAACCUACUUUCGGCGAUGGCUCAGGCAGUACGUCGGAAGGAUGUUGUCCACAGAUUCAAUGCCACCCACCAGCUGGCAGCAGACCAGCGGGGGACGGCUCGCUUUAUGCUGGAGAUUGGGCUUCGGGCGGAGGGAGUGGCGGAUGUGUGGAAGGGCCUGGAAGCUCUUCAAGGGCUUGCAGCCCUGCAAAUCGUGGGUAUGCAGUUGAGGCGAGAUGGUCUUCGGCGAUCCAACCUGGCAGAGGACGUCCAGAGGAUGCUGGGAGAACUCUAG
Molecule: messenger RNA, 4092 nt
Organism: Symbiodinium necroappetens
Lineage: Eukaryota; Dinophyceae; Suessiales; Symbiodiniaceae
Source: the annotation of a GenBank genome assembly